GUUCUUCAUCAAUGGCACGGUUUUCUGCACAACAUUGCAUUUCCACCUGGACUAAAGCAACAAAACUUACCGUAUCGUCAAUUCAUGGUAUGCCGCCCAGAGAUAAAGAAACGUGAAUUGCAUCCCGACGAAGGCAGCGUUAGAAAAAUAACAACUAAUUUCUUUUAUGGAACUUUAAUUAAUAUAAAAGGACAAAUUGAAGAUGAUUUGCUUCUUCGCAAAUGUGUUUUUUUUGGCGGUUUGGAGAAAGGCUUAAGAAGAACAAUAUGGCCUUUCUUAUUAAAAUGCUAUUCGUUUUCAUCAACAUUUGAUGACCGAGCUGUUUUUAUGGAUAUUAGAAAGCAAGAAUAUGAAGAAAUAACCCGUAAACGCUUAUACUCGAUGUCGCCAGAAGAACAAAUUCAUUUCUGGAAGUCGGUGCAAUGUGUUGUGGAAAAAGAUAUAGCAAGAAUAGAUCGCUCUAAUGCAUUUUUUUAUGGAGACGACAAUCCAAACAGAGAAAUAAUGAAAAAUAUUUUGUUGAAUUAUGCCUUUCAUAAUGCAGGAAACAGUUAUUCGCAGGGAAUGAGCGACUUAUUAACUCCAGUAUUGUGUGAAAUACAAAAUGAAUCGGAGACGUUUUGGAGCUUUGUAGGUUUACUACAACGUUCUCUUUUUGUGUGUGCACCUACCGACGCAGAUAUCGAUAAAAACUUAAACUAUUUGAGGGAACUAAUCCGCAUUAUGUUGCCUCGGCUCUAUGAGCAUUUACAAUGUCAUAGCAGUUCAAUGGAGCUACUUUUUUGUCACCGAUGGCUAAUUUUAUGUUUUAAACGCGAGUUCACCGAAUCUGUGGUUAUCCGAAUGUGGGAAGCGUGUUGGUCCAACUAUCUUACUGAUUAUUUUCAUUUAUUUUUAUGUCUGGCAAUUAUUGCCGUUUAUGCCGACGAUGUAGUAGCUCAGGAUUUGCGGGCAGAUGAAAUGUUAUUUUAUUUUAGUUCACUCGCUAUGUAUAUGGACGGAGAAUUAAUUCUUCGAAAAGCUCGUGGUCUAUUAUAUCAAUAUCGCCAAUUAUCAAAAAUACCGUGUACUUUGAGUGGCUUAUGCAAAAGAUGUGGUCCUGGUAUGUGGGAUUCCGAACACUGUCCAGCUUUGGAAUGUGUCGGUCAUUCGCAUGAUGACAAGUGUCCUUUGGAUAUUGAUUGAACUAUUUGCUUACAAUGCAUUCUAAAAAAUCUAAAGUCUAAUGCUAGAUACUCUGCUUGCAUUUUUAGUUCGAUAUUAGUGUUACCAUGAAUUUAACUCCUAUGACCCAUAUGUAUUAUUAUUUAUAUAAAGGGUAUAUUAAGUUUGCCAAGAAGUAACACAAAGAAAGAAAAGUGAAGAUCUUAGAAUAAAUGUAUGUAUAUGAUUCGCGUGAUGGGCUGAGUGGAUUUAGCCAUCUACAUUCCUGUAAAAGAGCAUGAUAUUUUUCUCUCCAAGCAGUUUCUGAUAGGCUGUUUUCGCAGUAACCAUUGGAGAGAAGCCGCCCUCUUAGGAACAUGAGGAGAGCAUUCCUCUAUCGUGUCGACGAACUUCACAAAUUUACCGACCACAUUUCGGACGCGACCAAUUUUCUACAGGCUCUGAACUCCAUUUACCUUGGCUAUUAACACCCUCUUUGACUGUCUCCCAGUGAAUGUACUUGGAGUCCAAACACUACCCAUCGCACAACCAGAGCUCGAGUUGCCGAGUAAAACAAGAUUGACACUAGCGUAACUUCUUGCACUCGACCUUUUCCUCCCAAGAAGCUGCUGAUUUGUCAUAUAUAUGGUAGCUAUAACUAAACUAAACAUUCAAAGACAAGAUAUCUUCAUGAAAUUCGGCAUAGACUAUCCCGAAGAAAUCGUGCAACUCGGAUCACUAGAUGCCAUACAAACUGAACUAUCAAUCUGAAGACUCUGUAUGGAAAGCUUUUUUAAGGGAUCGUCUCAGUGUGAAAUUCUCGAGAAUUCGAUUUUUUUUUUUUUUUGCACUGCAUUGUCGGAUAGUUUACACUCUAAAUAUACUCUCAAACUUUGAAGUCGAAAUUCAAAUUAUUACAGUGUUUCUUGUAGAAAGGGAACAGAGUGUGGAACACUGCAACUACUAUCUUUAAACACUUUUAAACAAACACACACUCAGAAUGGUGUUUUUCAAAACGGUUUCCACUACUAAAGGAAGAGUUUAGAAGAUAUCUAGUUUCAAUUUGGAGAGAAGAUUUUUAACAUCAUUCGCUAUCGCGCUAUGGAACCUUUAAUUUUUUUUUUAUAAUCUUCCUAUUUUUUUCUAGGAAAUACUGUCGAAAAUUUUGUCAAUUUUCAAAAAAAAAAAAAAACAGAACUUCCAUAGAUUAAUACAGAUUAAUAAUCUCUUUGAAAUUUUUGUUUUAGACCAAUAUUACAGCCGCAAUCGUGGGCAUCGUACAGGACCUCUUUUUUACAUGUAAUUUCAACAAUUUCUUUAACUAUUAUACACACAAUAAAUAAACAUAAAAAA
This is a messenger RNA of Bactrocera latifrons, 2496 nucleotides long. RefSeq names its product TBC1 domain family member 16 (gene TBC1D16). The record is from RefSeq and is a predicted model, not a curated record. Gene Ontology annotation, molecular function: GTPase activator activity. NCBI's taxonomy places the organism in Eukaryota, Metazoa, Arthropoda, Insecta, Diptera, Tephritidae. Gene Ontology annotation, cellular component: early endosome. Gene Ontology annotation, biological process: activation of GTPase activity.